This is a messenger RNA of Juglans regia (Persian walnut), 741 nucleotides long. RefSeq names its product BAG family molecular chaperone regulator 2-like. The record is from RefSeq and is a predicted model, not a curated record. Lineage: Eukaryota; Viridiplantae; Streptophyta; Magnoliopsida; Fagales; Juglandaceae. Gene Ontology annotation, molecular function: protein binding. The transcript has 2 exons. Bases 1 to 423 code for a protein of 140 amino acids.
AUGAAAUUAGGAGGUGAAAAAGCUGGGUCUGAAGGCUUAGGGGAAAUCAAGUGGGAACUCCGACCUGGUGGCAUGCUUGUCCAAAUGAGAGACAUGACUGGUGAGAGUGUGGGAGAAGGGAUGAUCACAGUUAAGGUCUCAACUGUCUCAAAAUGGCAUGACAUUUCCAUUGAAGCCACUUCGAAUUUUGGAGAGUUGAAGAUGAUAUUGUCAUUGGUGACUAGUUUGGAGACGAGGGAGCAGAGGCUACUGUUCAAAGGGAAAGAGAGAGAGGAUGGUGAAUAUUUACACAUGGUUGGGGUAAGAGACAAGGACAAGGUGCUGUUGCUGGAAGAUCCAGCUACCAAGGAGAGGAAACUACUCUAUGGCUUGGCAGGGGGCCCAGCCAUUGGAACACCCUGCAGUUGUACCAUUAGUGUAUGAAAAGUAAAAUGAUUUUUCAUUAGUACUAACCCUAAAACCAAUAAAAUUGCAAAAAUUAUGCACAUCGAUCUUCUCAUGUGCAAGUUGCAAAUGGCUUACUAUGUUAAUAGAAAUGUUGAUUUCUGGAGUUAUAUCAAUCAUGUUGGUCUCCUCUUUCCCUCAAUUAUUUCUGAUCAGCUUUUUCCUUCAUUAUAUAUAUAUAGAUAUAUUGUAACCAUGCGUGCACACCGAGACAUAGACUAAUUAAUUUAUGGAAUUAAUAAAGCGAAAGUGGUACUCAAGUUACUUAAUUUCUAUUACUAAAGUCUGGCCUUUUUU